UCUGCUAGCUCAGGGGGCAGACUCAAGCAAAGCUGCGAGCAGGCCUGGGGAAUGACCCCCCGAUCUCCAGCCGGCGCCUUCCGCGGCUGCACAGCUCUCCCAAGCUGGCCCUGGCUCUGUCCCUUCCCUGCCACAUGGGCCCUCUGUCUCCCAUCAGGACGCUGCGGUUCUGGGGGCCUCGGAGCCUGGGGGUGGCUCUGGGCAUCUUCAUGACCAUCGGAUUUGCCCUCCAGCUCUGGGGGGGCCAGUUCCAGAGGAGGCUGCCCGGGCUGCAGCUCCGCCAGCCCUGGGCCCCGUCCCCGAGGCCAGCCGUCUCGUCCUGCCCACCGCGGCAGCGCCUGGUGUUCCUGAAGACGCAUAAAUCCGGGAGCAGCUCCGUGCUGAACCUGCUGCAUCGCUACGGUGACCGGCACGGGCUGCGCUUCGCCCUCCCCGCCCGCUACCAGUUUGGCUACCCGAGGCUCUUUCAGGCCUCGUGGGUCAGAGGUUUCCGCCCUCGGGGUGGAGGCCCCCAGCUUCCCUUCCACAUCCUCUGUCACCACAUGAGGUUCAACCUGAAGGAGGUACUUCAGGUCAUGCCUUCUGACAGCUUCUUCUUUUCCAUUGUCCGAGACCCGGCGGCUCUGGCCCGCUCUGCCUUCUCCUACUACAAAUCCACUUCGUCGGCCUUCCGCAAGUCACCGUCCCUGGCUGCCUUCCUGGCCAAUCCUCGAGCCUUCUAUCGGCCUGGGGCCCGUGGAGACCACUAUGCCCGCAACUUAUUGUGGUUUGACUUUGGCCUUCCCUUCCCCCCCGAGGUGAAGGCCAAGAGAAGGAGUCUUUAUCUCCCCAGAGACCCCCACUCCACCCAGUUUCGCGUCUUGCCUUCUGGCGCUGGCCCUCGGGCCCAAACCCUAGAUCCCAGCGCUGUCUUCCACCCUGCUUCCGCUGUUCCUGUUGGCCACGGCCAGACAUCCAGCCCUGCCUCUUUAGAUCUGGGGUCGUCACCCCUCAUCCAGUGGGGUCUGGCCUGGCUGGACUCCAUCUUUGACCUGGUCUUGGUGGCAGAGUACUUUGAUGAGUCAUUGGUUCUGCUGGCGGAUGCCCUGUGCUGGGGCCUCGAUGACGUGGUGGGCUUCAUGCAUAACGCCCAGGCAGGAGGUGAGCAGGGCCUCAGCACCGUCAGCAACCGCGGACUGACCGCUGAGGACUGGCAGCUGACGGCCCGGGCCCGGGCCUGGAACAACCUGGACUGGGCUCUCUACGUCCACUUCAACCGCAGCCUGUGGGCACGGAUCGAGCAAUACGGCCAGGGCCGGCUGGAGAGUGCUGUGGCCGAACUCCGGGCUCGCCGAGAGGCCCGGGCUAAACACUGUCUGGUAGGGGGUGAGGCUUUAGACCCCAAAUUCGUCACCGACCGUCGGUUCCGCCCCUUCCAGUUUGGGUCAGCUAAGGUUUUGGGCUACGUACUGCGGAGCGGACUGAGUCCCCAAGACCAGGAAGAGUGCGAGCGUCUGGCCACCCCCGAGCUUCAGUACAAAGACAAGCUGGACGCCAAGCAGUUUCCCCCAACUGUCUCGUCGCCCCUCCAGACUUCAAGGCCGCUCUCCCCAUAAGCGUGGGACUGCAGGCUCAGUCGGAGAGCAGCAGAGUUAGAAGGGCACAUGCCAGGGGCGGCCAGGGGCCAUUUUUGCUUCCCUGAGAAGGGAGGCGUCUU
This is a messenger RNA of Carlito syrichta (Philippine tarsier), 1696 nucleotides long. It is a transcript of the gene GAL3ST4, whose product is annotated as galactose-3-O-sulfotransferase 4. Gene Ontology annotation, biological process: glycolipid biosynthetic process. The transcript has 3 exons. Bases 135 to 1595 code for a protein of 486 amino acids. Gene Ontology annotation, cellular component: membrane. The record is from RefSeq and is a predicted model, not a curated record. Gene Ontology annotation, molecular function: galactosylceramide sulfotransferase activity. Lineage: Eukaryota; Metazoa; Chordata; Mammalia; Primates; Tarsiidae.